AUGGAAAGAAAGGCCUUCCUUGAUCAGGAACCGCCUCCAGGUUACGUGGCUGGAGUGGGUAGAGGCGCUACAGGAUUCACUACUAGCGCAGAUACCGGCCCAGUGAGGUUCGAAUCUCACUUUGGCACUGAAGAUGAUCGCCUUAUAGAUAGCUCUGAGCAUGGAAUGCUACUGCUAAGGGGAAACACAGAUGAAGAUGACGAAGCGGAUAAAAUAUACGAGGCGAUCGAAAAGAGACUAGAGGGCAGAAGAAAGAGGAAGGAGCCAGAAGACAUCAAAGAAAAUGGCGUGGUGACCAUAGAAACAGGCACUGGCAUUAUCACGUCUGAGUUUCAGCUGCUAAAGCCCCAAUUGGCGCUGGUGACAGCUCAAGAAUGGGAGAAUUUGCCUGAGGUGGGUGACUUGACUCGCAAAAACAAGCGCCAGAGAAUUCUAGAGCAGCAAUCGCAAAGAACGUAUGCUGCCCCAGAUGUGCUAAUAGCAAGCACUGGAAGCGGGUUUCGGGCUUCAGGCGAUGACAAAGAUAAAGAGAACGAUGAUAGAGAUGCGCUUUUAGAGGAGCUUGACCAGGAUGCUGCUCUUCGUGUGGACUUAGAGCGUAGCAAACAGAUAUUGGCCUCUCUACGAAAGACUGAGCCCCAUAAGGCAGACCUGUGGAUCUCUUCUGCCAGACUUGAAGAACAGGCUAAAAAUCUUGAGCAAGCAAAGAAACUCAUUGUUGAGGGUUGCAACCGUGUACCACAUUCUGAGCUAGUGUGGCUAGAGAGCUUGAAGAUUCAUCGCAAGUCGAGCGAGAGCACCAAGUUGUGCAAGUACAUUGUCAAUGAAGCCUUGAGGCUCAACUCGAAAUCUGAAAAGCUUUGGUUUGAGGCAGUGAACCUUGAGAAUCCCGCUGAUGUACUCUCCAGAAAGAGAAUCCUCAUGAAAGCGUUGGAGUUUCUACCCUCAAACGUGAGACUAUGGAAAGCGCUUAUAGAUUUGGAAGAAGACAGGCAGGACGCGAAGAGACUUUUGCAGAAAGCAACUGAGCUCUGUCCAGAAGAAUGGGAGCUUUGGCAGGCUCUUCUUGAGCUAUCAGACUACUCUGAGAGCAAGAAGGUGCUCAACAGUGCUAGGAAACAACUACCGCAGAACCCACACAUUUGGGUCGCUGCUUUGAAGCUCGAGGAGAGAGAAGACGCAGGGGUUAGCGAGCAGAAGCUUUCUAAGAUGCUAAGCAAGGGAAUCAAGGAGCUCAGCAAGCACGAUUCUGCCAAAGAAGUACUGUUUUGGCUCGAUGAGGCUGCAACAGCUGAACUUGAGGGACUCAAGACCACCGCCAAAGCAAUUGUCAACAAUUAUUAUGAUGGCCUUCCCGAAGGCGAAAUGCGCAUUAGUGAAGUCUUCACUUCGGCAGAGAAACUCAACAAGCUUUCUGCUUCCACUUGUGUUGUACAAGCCUAUGAUCUUCUCACACAAGAGUUUCCUCAUGACAUCAAUUGCUGGUCAAUGUUGUUCACCUCUCUAAGAAACGAGGAAAAUCUUGAUAAAGAAAGGGUUUAUCGGUUCUACGAGAAGGCAGUGGAGUCAAAUCCAAACUUGGAAGUGCUUCGGUUAAUGUACGCGAAAGAUGCUUGGAUAGCUUGCCUGGACAUUUCUCAUGCCCGGGAAGUCUUAAUCAAGGCAGAAGAAGAGUUUGAGAAGAGUGAGAAAAUUCAGUUGGCAAGGUUCAAAUUGGAGACCAAAACUUUAAAUUUUGAGGCAGCCUUUAAUUUUUCGAGGAAUGCAUUGGACAGUUCAACAGAAACAUCGGUAAGACUCUGGUACAAAUAUAUUCACUUGCUUAGAUUUUGCCAGUUCAAGCUGUUUGAGUUUGCCAGCAGAAUAUCUAUCCUUGAUGUAUGUGAUGAAUCGUUGAGCAUCUUUAAAGAAAACUUCAAGCUUUACUUACAAAAAGCUCAAAUACUUGAGGAAAUGCAAGAUCUACACAAAGCCCGUGAGGUACUAUCGAUUGGGAGCAGACAGUGUCCUUCAUCUAUUGAAAUCCCAAUAAAUCUUGCUAAGAUAGACAUAAAGCUAGAAGCUCCAGCACGAGCAAGAUCAAUAUUGGACAAGGCAAUUCUUGAUCAUCCCAAAAGCGCUGAUUUGUGGGUAGCCAAAAUUGAUCUAGAGAUGGGUCAAGGAGAUAUGAUUACCGCUAGGCAGCUUGUAAAUAAAUCCCGUCAGCUAUUCUCCUCAGCGCCAGCUAUAUGGAUUCAUUUCUUGAAGAUGAUACCAAAAAUGUCACACAGAAAGAAUGCCUUUCUUGAUGCUCUCAAGAGCACGAAUAACGCUCCUGAAAUCUUGCUUACUAUUGGUGUUUUCUUUUGGCUUGAUGGACAGUUCACAAAGGCACAUGCAUGGUUCAACAGAGCCCUCAAUGCAGACAGCCUGAAUGGCGAUGCAUGGGGGUGGGCAUACUGUUUUUAUGAAAAAAAUCACAGUGACAAGGAUAAGAAUGAACUCGUCAAACAACUCGAAAAGCAAUUUGAUCAGGUUAAGAAGGGAGACACGUGGAUCCUGGUAGUCAAAAAUUACAAAAAUUUUGAUAAAUCACCGAGGGACAUACUUGUGUUAGUUGCCCAUGAAUUGCUAAAGACCAAAUUGGUGAAUUGA
Messenger RNA from Candidozyma auris, 2634 nucleotides. Its product is annotated as U4/U6-U5 snRNP complex subunit PRP6. The record is from RefSeq and is a predicted model, not a curated record. The transcript has a single exon. Gene Ontology annotation, biological process: spliceosomal tri-snRNP complex assembly; mRNA splicing, via spliceosome. Lineage: Eukaryota; Fungi; Ascomycota; Pichiomycetes; Serinales; Metschnikowiaceae. Gene Ontology annotation, cellular component: catalytic step 2 spliceosome; U4/U6 x U5 tri-snRNP complex. Gene Ontology annotation, molecular function: protein binding. Bases 1 to 2634 code for a protein of 877 amino acids.